Molecule: messenger RNA, 522 nt
Organism: Cylicocyclus nassatus
Lineage: Eukaryota; Metazoa; Nematoda; Chromadorea; Rhabditida; Strongylidae
Source: the annotation of a GenBank genome assembly
AUGAUUGAGGUGUUCAAGAAGUUUCCGCGAAACAAGUUCGACUUUGAGGGUGCGAUUGUUCUCUACUCAAAGAAUCUUGAGACAUUCUACCGAAUCUCGUUUGGCUGUGGUGAUAACCUUAUGGAAGAGGAUAGAGCGGAGGGUUAUGACGAUUAUCUUCUGUAUGACGCAUAUUCCUACAAUCCCAAGUGCAAGUAUACCAUUGAGGAAAUGAAGGGAAUCAUCAAGUACAACGAUGGAUAUCUUGACACAAUCCACGAACUCGUUGACGAGGAUGGUGGGAUGAUGUUGGUCAAGAGAAGCGACUAUAUGAAUAGCGGAGACAUCCGUGACUAUCUUGAAAACGCCCUUGAUAUGGCUGGAGUGUGGGUGACGGAAACCUACUCCAAGGCAUAUGAUGUCAUCGCAGAGGAUGCAGAAGAUGCGGAGCAGAUUGCCGAGAAUCUAGCAAUGGACGAUAUGAAAUUGGCGAUUCCCGAGAAUAUGGACGACCGCGAAAUCACAGUUGAGCAGGAGGACUAA